AUGCUGCUUUCUUUGCUUGUUCUCUCUUGUGUCUCCUUCGCCGCCCCUGUUACAGUCGAAGAGCCUGAAGUAGAAAUACUCAGUCGCAGCGGUCGAGACCUAAUCGGCUACAAUCGCAUGCAGAACAACGUCAACAAGUUCUACUCCAGCCACGCCGGUUACCACAAGCAUGCUUACCGCCACCAGCCUUCGUUCGUCAACCAACUCUUGCACAAGGCUAAACCGGAGACGAAAAAAUACCUGAAGCAGUACAUCCGAUCCUUGGCAAAGUAG
Molecule: messenger RNA, 273 nt
Organism: Oikopleura dioica
Lineage: Eukaryota; Metazoa; Chordata; Appendicularia; Copelata; Oikopleuridae
Source: the annotation of a GenBank genome assembly